Messenger RNA from Beta vulgaris subsp. vulgaris (sugar beet), 1248 nucleotides. RefSeq names its product septum-promoting GTP-binding protein 1. NCBI's taxonomy places the organism in Eukaryota, Viridiplantae, Streptophyta, Magnoliopsida, Caryophyllales, Amaranthaceae. Bases 247 to 1098 code for a protein of 283 amino acids. Gene Ontology annotation, molecular function: GTP binding; GTPase activity. The record is from RefSeq and is a predicted model, not a curated record. The transcript is spliced from 6 exons.
AUCUCUACGUAAAGACUACAUAAAAGAGAAGAACCAACCCAAACCAACCUCUCCUCAAAACAACCAAAGGUGGCCGGCAAUUUGGACUAAAAAUUCAAAACCUUCAUACCACCUCUUUUCUCUCUCCUACCAUAUCACCCAAAAACCCCUCUAAAUAAAAUUCAAAUUCUCUACUAAAACUCCUUUAUCAUGAACAACAAACAUAAAAUCUUCCUCUUUAUUUCCUCUCUUCUUUAACUAAUCUUUAUGGGUCAGUGUAACAAUGAAGCCACACAAAAAAUGACCCGACUUUGUCGUAAAAUUGUCCGGGUCAAGAUUAAAUGGCCCAAUAUUCUUGACCGGGUUGCCGUUAUUCGCCGGUUUUUCCGGUUUAUUUGGGACCGGAUUCUUGUUUGUUCUCGUUGUAAUAAUCAUAACUUUAGACCGCCCGGUUCAGCCCAUUACCGGCGGCUCGACCGGCCCAACUCACCGGAAACCGGCGACGAAGUUGAGGUAGAUGAUUUACGAAGUGGGUAUGAAAGUGAUUCUAAUUUGGUCAACCUCAAGAUUAGUUUGUUGGGUGAUUGCCAAACUGGCAAAACUAGCUUUGUUAUUAAAUAUGUAGGAGAUGAGCAACAAAGGAAAAGUUUGCAGAUGAAAGGGUUGAAUUUGAUGGAUAAAACAAUGGUUGUUAAAGGUGCUCGCAUUGCUUUUAGCAUUUGGGAUGUUGCAGGUGAUCAUGAUUCUCUGGAUCAUAUGCCAAUAGCUUGUAAAGAUGCAGUUGCAAUAUUGUUCAUGUUUGAUCUUACUAGCCGAUGUACCCUUAAUAGUGUAAUUGGGUGGUAUAGUCAAGCAAGGAAGUGGAAUCAGACAGCAAUUCCUAUACUGAUUGGCACCAAGUUUGAUGAUUUUGUUAGGCUUCCUCCAGAUUUACAGUGGACUAUUGUAACUCAGGCUAGAGCAUAUGCAAAGGCAAUGGACGCAACUCUUUUCUUCUCAAGUUCAACCCAUAACAUAAAUGUGAACAAGAUCUUCAAGUUCAUCAUGGCUAAACUCUUUGACUUGCCAUGGACUGUACAAAGGAAUCUCACCAUUGGAGAACCCAUCAUUGAUUUCUAGUGUAAUUUUUGUUUCUUGUGUUUUAUUCAACGUUCGCCGUCGUGGCAAGGUCGUCUUGUACAUAGCUCAUAGAAUCAUAGAUACAUGAACAACGAGGUAAAAAGAAAGCAAGUAGGAAAUGAAGCGAAAUGAGUUUUCCUUUGUGCUGCA